This is a messenger RNA of Cynara cardunculus var. scolymus (artichoke), 1239 nucleotides long. Its product is annotated as exosome complex exonuclease rrp6. Gene Ontology annotation, biological process: nucleobase-containing compound metabolic process. The coding region runs from base 81 to 1088 and encodes 335 amino acids. The transcript has 10 exons. NCBI's taxonomy places the organism in Eukaryota, Viridiplantae, Streptophyta, Magnoliopsida, Asterales, Asteraceae. The record is from RefSeq and is a predicted model, not a curated record. Gene Ontology annotation, molecular function: 3'-5' exonuclease activity; RNA binding.
AUAAUACUGCCGUAUAUCUAUCGGCAGUAAAGAUCGGAGGGGAGGUUUUCGUGAUCUGUUUGAAUGGUUCGAUCAUCGCCAUGGCGUCGUCUCUUUCUUCCCCAAAUCAACUGACCUGUAUCCCCGUUUCUUCUGACCCAGGCGGCGAAAUAGUUCCUAUCCACAUUGUUACUCAUGCAAGUCAACUUCCACCUGAAUUCUUGGAACCUUCUCCUGAUAAGAAAUUGGUGAUUGGUUUUGACUGUGAGGGUGUUGACCUUUGUCGCAAUGGAACUCUGUGUAUCAUGCAGCUAGCUUUUCCAGAUGCUAUAUAUUUGGUUGAUGCUAUUGAGGGUGGAAAAACACUUGUGGAAGCCUGUAAGCCUGCACUUGAAUCUAGUAACGUCACUAAAGUAAUUCAUGAUUGCAAACGAGAUAGUGAGGCUUUGUAUUUUCAGUUCAACAUCAAGUUGCACAACGUUUUUGAUACCCAGAUUGCUUACACAUUGAUUGAGGUGCAAGAAGGCGGGACAAAAGUGCCAGAUGACUACAUCUCAUUCGUUGGUCUCCUUGCUGAUCCACGUUACUGUGGUAUAUCUUAUCUUGAGAAGCAAGAAGUUAGAGUUCUUCUCAGGCAGGACCCCAACUUUUGGAAAUAUAGACCAUUAUCGGAAUUGAUGGUACGUGCAGCUACAGACGAUGUCCGUUUUCUUCUGUAUAUAUAUAACAAGAUGGUGGUGAAGAUGAAUCAAAAAUCCUUGUGGUAUCUUGCUGUUCGUGGGGCUCUUUAUUGUCGCUGUUUCUGCAUUACUGAUAACGAUUAUGCAGAUUGGCCACCUCUCCCUCCAAUUCCAGAGACGCUUGUAACAGAUGACAAUGCUCCGGAGGAAGAAGUUCUCUCAGUUGUUGAUGUUCCACCAGGGAAGAUGGGACUUGUUAUUGGAAGAAAAGGAGCUUCCAUUUUGGCUAUUAAGGAGUCUUGCAAUGCUGAAAUAUUCAUCGGAGGCGCCAAGGGACCACCAGACAAGGUAUUUGUAAUAGGGCCAGUGAAGCAAGUGAGGAAAGCUGAAGCCAUAUUAAGGGGAAGGAUGGUGGAAACGUAUUACUGAAAUGGAUGAUGUCUGUGUAUGUAAUAAGCCAACUGAAAACAAAUGGUUAAUUGGAAAUGAAUGUAAUGUGGGAUUGGAUGGAAUGAUGUAUGUUUGCCAUAAAUCAAUGUAACGUGGCUUCUUCUUUCUUUGCUAUGAAAAUGGUUGCUUC